Molecule: messenger RNA, 693 nt
Organism: Funneliformis geosporum
Lineage: Eukaryota; Fungi; Glomeromycota; Glomeromycetes; Glomerales; Glomeraceae
Source: the annotation of a GenBank genome assembly
AUGUCAACUGAAACGAAGGCGGACGCUUUCCGAGAAAGAAUUAUAUUAAACGUGGGGGGCAUAAAAUAUGAAACAUUUCGUUCUACAUUGAUAGCUUAUCCGGAAACAUAUUUAGGUACAAUGUUUGCAGACAGGAAUCGGGAAUUAUUACGUCCAACAAAUGAAAAUGAAUAUUUCAUAGAUAGAGAUGGUGAAUUAUUUAGGUAUAUUUUACAGUAUUAUCGUACAGGGAAAAUUCAUUUCCCUCCUUCUAAAGAUAAUAAAUAUUCUCAAGAGGAAAUCUGUACAGAAAUCGAUUUCUUUCAACUUCCCAUUUUCCUGCAUACUCAACAAAUAAAAUUAACGUUGUCACAAAGAGCACAAAAGGCGUCGGCGAAAAAGGUAGAUGAAUUUGUAAAUGCUUUAAUACAAUUACCAAAAGAUUAUGAGACUUAUUGGGAUGAAUAUGAAAAAUUGGCUCCAUACAUUAAACAUAUUAGGCCUUAUUGUGGUGUAGGUUAUGAUAUUUUAGAAAGAUUCAAUAAAGAAAUUGGUAAUUUUCUUAAAAAAGAACUUGGCGCGGAAUUAGGUUGGAUAGUUGAGAAACAUUACAAUGAUGUUGCUAAGAUGGAUUAUUAUAGGGUUAAUAUAACUUUAGCCGAAGACUUCUAUGAUACGAAAAAAAUUUUACACUAUAGUGAUCUUUUAGAAUGA